Molecule: messenger RNA, 2423 nt
Organism: Amphibalanus amphitrite
Lineage: Eukaryota; Metazoa; Arthropoda; Thecostraca; Balanomorpha; Balanidae
Product: formimidoyltransferase-cyclodeaminase-like
Exons: 11
Coding region: 123-1748 (541 amino acids)
Molecular function (GO): transferase activity; folic acid binding
Source: RefSeq, a predicted model, not a curated record
GGUCCUGGUCCGGAGAGGGGCUCGCUGGCUGAUUAUGCGCCUGGCUCGGUGGCGGACGGGCAGAGAGCGGACGCAGUUCACCGGUCCCGUGCAGGUUAGACGGUGUGCGACACGCAGCCGCCAUGAGCAAGAUCGUGGAAUGCGUUCCGAACUUCUCCGAGGGGCGGGACCAGAAGGUCAUCGACGCCAUCUCGUCAGCCAUCUCGGGCACCGCCGGCGUCACUCUGCUGGACGUGGAUCCAGGCCGCUCCACCAACCGCACCGUGGUCACGUUCGUGGGCGACCCGCAGUCGGUGGUGGAGGGGGCGCUGAACGGGGCGCGCGCCGCCGCCCGGCUCAUCGACAUGACACGGCACAAAGGUAAACACCCGCGGAUGGGAGCCCUGGACGUGUGCCCUUUCAUCCCGGUCAGAGGAGUGACUGAGGACGAGUGCAUCCAGUGUUCCAAACGAUUCGGUGAGCGGCUGGCCGCAGAGCUGGGCGUGCCGGUGUUCCUGUACGGAGCGGCCUGCAGCCGCGGCGAGUACCGGCGCACCAUGCCGCAGAUCCGCGCCGGGGAGUACGAGGCUCUCUCUGACCGACUGCAGGACGAGCGGUGGGCGCCCGACUUCGGGCCCGCCCAGUUCGUACCGAAAUGGGGCGCCACCGUCACCGGCGUCCGAAAGUUCCUCAUCGCGUACAAUGUCAACAUCCUCGGCACCAAGGAGCAGGCGCACAGGAUCGCGCUGAACAUCCGUGAGGGAGGUCGCGGGCCGAGCUCGCCCGGCCGUCUGCGCUGCUGCCAGGCCAUCGGCUGGUAUCUAGAUGAGGCCGACAUUGCCCAGGUCUCCAUCAACCUGACCGACUAUCAGGUCACACCGCUGCACGUCGCCUUCGAGGAGUGUAAGACGGACGCGGCGGCGCUGAAGCUGGCCGUGGCCGGCUCGGAGGUGGUCGGCCUACUCCCCCUGGACGCUCUCCUACAGGCUGCCGACUUCUACAUACAGCGGGAGAACCUGUUUAUCCUGGAGGAGCGGCAGAAGGUCCGGCUGGCCGUGGAGCGGCUCGGUCUCAGCUCAGUCUCUCCGUUCGACCCAGAUAAACGGAUCAUCGAGUACUGCCUUCCGCCGGCGAGCGGCGGCCGGCUGGCCGCCCUGCCAGUUUCCCAGUUUGUCCGAGAGGUGGCAGCACGCAGCGCCGCUCCAGGGGGCGGCUCGGUCGCCGCCCUCUGCGCAGCUCUGGGGGCGGGUCUGGCCAGCAUGGUCGGUAAGAUGACGUACGGAAAGCGCCAGUGGGAGCACCUGGAUGCCGACAUGCGCCGGCUCAUCCCCGUGUUCCAUCACGAGGUCGACCAGCUGGUGAGGGCCGUGGACGACGACACGGACGCUUUCGGCGACUACAUGGCGGCGCUGAAGCUGCCGCGCUCCACCGAGGCGGAGGCUGCCGCUCGCCAGGCGGCGCUGCAGGCGGGUCUCCGCUCAGCAGUUGCCGUGCCACUGGGCCUGCAGCGGCGCGUGGACCGGCUCUGGGAGCCGCUCUCCGAGCUGGCGCCGCUCGGCAACAUCGCCACCAAAUCGGACCUGCAGGUAGCGGCGCGGUGUCUGGAGACCGCCUCCUGGGGCGCCUUCCACAACGUCUCCAUCAACCUGAAGGAGAUCGAGGACGCUGCGUUCCGGGAGCAGACGCUGCAGGAGACGCGUCAGCUGGCCGACCGGGCCACCGCGCAGAGUCGACAGGUGCUCGACACGCUGGAGAAGCGCAGCGAGUGACCUGGCCUGGGUCAGCCAGCGGGCCGAGUGAUCUGACCUGGGUCAGCCAGCGGGCCGACUGACCUGGCCUGGGUCAGCCAGCAGGCCGACUGACCUGACCUGGGUCAGCUAGCGGACCGAGUGACCCGUGACCUGACCUGGGUCAGACAGUGGGCUGAGUGACCCGUGACCUGACCUGGGUCACAAUAACCCUCCGGUGCUAGUGACCUGACCUGAUCUGGGUCAGCCAGCUGACCGAGGGGCUCCGUGACCUGACCUGGGUCAGUCAGUGGCCUGAGUGACCCCAUGAUUUAACUUGGGUCAGCCAGCGGUCCGGUAUCCUCAGAAUACACUGCCACUGGGUGUUUAGGUCAGGUUCAGCUCAGUCGGGUCUGAUCAGGUGCCCUCACGUGUCGUACAUCAUAAAACAGCGGACUGAGUAACCCUGUGACCUGGCCCUGGGUUGGCCGGCGGUACUCGAACGCUGAUCUAAGACGACGAUCGCUUCGAGCGGUGGGCCGAUCCUCUACGGUAUGGGCUAGAUCGUGUUAAAUAUUUUCUUGCUUACAUUAUGUAUUCAGAGUGGAAUUCGGUGAAGAGUAUGGGCUGAAAUGUGGAGCACCAGGGCGGCGCAUUUAUACCGAGUGCAUUUAUGGAGUGUGCGUUCAAUACAAAAUGCGAGUCGGGGAGAUCAAA